This is a messenger RNA of Paramecium primaurelia, 1470 nucleotides long. The record is from the annotation of a GenBank genome assembly. Lineage: Eukaryota; Ciliophora; Oligohymenophorea; Peniculida; Parameciidae.
AUGCUCGAUGAAGAUAUAAUGAUUUUCUGUCCUAUUCAUAAUUAUGAAAUCGUAUUUCUUGAUAUUCAUGAAGGAAUUCCUCUAGGAGAAAGGGCUUGUUGUAAAGGAUGUUGUAAUAUCAAAAAAGCAUAUAAUAUUAAAGAAGCAAAAAAUAAGAUCAAUUCUUAAAGACUUUUGGAAACCUAGAUUAUCAAUACUAAUAUAGAUAAGAUAAUGGAGGAAAUGAAUUUUAUAGAAAAAAAAAUAAAAUCAUUUUAUAAAGAAAUCCAAGUUGUUUUUAAUGAAGUUUUCCUUUCUAUAGAAAACUAGAAAAUAUAACUAUAAUCUUAAGCAAAUAUUGAAAAUGAAAUAAAGAUUAAAUCUUUAAGUGAUCUUUAAAAUCUUGCAUUAAUGAUAUGUUAAUUAGAAAAUAAUUAGAAUAAUAAUUUAUUUUAGUUCAAAUAAUUAGAUAUGAGUGCUUAUUUAACAAAUCUACAGAAUAAAUUAGAAAAGGUUCAGAAUAUUGUUGAUUAAUAUAUGACAACAAUAAAAGCUACUAAAAUUGAUUCAGAAUAAUAAAUAGUCUUUCGAAAUAACUAUUAAGUGAUUUAAACUUAUCAAAUGGAUAAAUGGAUUGAUCCAAUAUUAUUUUAAUAAGAUAACAAUAAGGCUAUUAUAUGUGAUUGUUCUGGAAUUAUGGAAAUUAAUUUUGAGAAUAGCAAAUUUAUAAAUCAGCGUUUAAUUUAGAUAAAUAAUAUUACAGGAAUUUGUUUUGAAGCUAAUCUAAACUUAAUGAUAAUUGCAAGUCAAGAUGCUUUAAUUUCAAUUUGGCAAAAAGAAAAUUAGAAUUGGCAUUUACGUUCAUAAUAUAAAGGACAUUCUUAAUCAAUUAAUAAAAUAAUAAUAAAUGAAUCUAAAUCUUAGGUUAUAUCUGCUGGUUUAGAUCAUAAAAUUGUUAUAUGGAAUAGAAAAGAGUUAAAAUUAGAAAAAUAGAUUUCUUUAAAAGAACACAAAAAAAGUGUCACAAGUUUAGCUUGGAAUUAUUCUGGAGAAUAUUUUGCAUCUGGAAGUGCCGAUAAAAGUAUAAUUAUUUGGAAAUCUAAUAAUGGAUAAUGGAGUUUACAUUAAUAAAUAAGUGAUAAACAUUAAGAAUUAAUUUCUGAUAUUGUUUUUGAUGAUUAUGAUAAUAUAUAUACAGCAGCUGAAAAUGUUUAUGUAUGGAAAUUAGAUAAUAGUAAGAAUUAUAUAUUUUAUUUAAAGAUACAAACUUAAAAUCAAGUCAAAAAAUUAUUUUAUAAUAAAAAUCAUUAAUAUUUAAUUAUUUUAUAAAAAACAAUAGAAAUCUGGAAAAUUGUGAAAGAUUAGAUAGUUCAUAAAUAAUCAAUAAAUGGUGAAUAUUAUAAUCAGGCAAUCUCUAUUAAUGGUUAAUUUAUACUUGCUUAAAAGUAUAAAAACCAAGAAUUGGAAUUAUUUGAAUUAAAAUAGUUGUGA